This is a messenger RNA of Pteronotus mesoamericanus, 536 nucleotides long. RefSeq names its product 40S ribosomal protein S27-like. Gene Ontology annotation, cellular component: cytosolic small ribosomal subunit; ribosome. The transcript has 3 exons. The record is from RefSeq and is a predicted model, not a curated record. Gene Ontology annotation, biological process: ribosomal small subunit assembly; translation. Lineage: Eukaryota; Metazoa; Chordata; Mammalia; Chiroptera; Mormoopidae. The coding region runs from base 1 to 462 and encodes 153 amino acids. Gene Ontology annotation, molecular function: structural constituent of ribosome; RNA binding.
AUGCAUAGGCCACUGAGGGGGCAGACAUCGUGGCAAGACUUACGGAAGUUAGGCCACCAGAAAGAAAUCACUGUGUAUCAUGUUACUGAACAUGCACCUCUUGCUUCCCCUGGGAAUGAUGAGGCUCACGCUCUAGCCAAGGUUCAGUGGCUAGAAAUGAUGCCUGCCAGUUCCUCAGGAAGCCUUCGUGUGUCAUGUGAAAGCCUCAGUGUGCCUGUAGCUAUGACCCUCCUUCAUCCCUCUCCAGAAGAGGAGAAGAGGAAACACAAGAAGCACUUGGUUCAGAGCCCAAGUUCCUACUUCAUUAUUGUGAAAUGCCCGAGAUCCUAUAAAAUCACCACUGUCUUUACCCAUGAACAAAUGAUAGUUUUGUGUGCUAGUGGCUCCACUGUCCUCUCUCAGAAUCCAGAAGGAAAAGCAAGGCUUACAGAAAGAUGCUCCUUCAGAAGGAAACAGCACUAAAAGCACCCUGAAUCAAAAUGAGUGGGGAACCAUCCCAAUAAACACAUUUUGGAUACAUCCUGUUAAAAAAAAAA